AUGGCCUACCAGACGGCCAAGGGCAUGCACUUCCUCCACUCGUCGGGCGUCGUGCACCGCGACCUCAAGUCCAUGAACCUGCUCCUCGACUCCAAAUGGAACGUCAAGGUGAGCGAUUUCGGGUUGACCAAGUUCAAGGCCAGCCUCAAGAACGACGACGACGCCGGGCAGAUCGGCAGCGUGCACUGGAGCGCCCCCGAGAUCCUGGCCGAGGCCAACGGCGUCGACUUCAUUCUGACCGACGUCUACGCCUUUGGCAUCAUCCUGUGGGAGCUGCUCACGCGCGACAUGCCCUACUACGGCCUCAGCCCGGCCGCCGUGGCCGUGGCCGUGCUGCGCGACGACCUGCGCCCGACCGUGCCCGCCGACACUUCGGUCGCGCUCAACAGCAGCGCGAUGACGGGCGCGACGGACUACAUCGAUCUGAUGCGGAACUGCUGGCACAGGGACCCGAUCAUCAGGCCCACGUUUCUGGAGAUCAUGACCCGCCUGUCGUCGCUCACCGGCGGCGAGACCGGUACUGCCACCAACACCUCCAAGUCCUCGUCAUCGUCGGGCUCGUCGACCCCCGGCACGACUUCGAUGACGCAGAUGAACACGACCGGGUCGUGGUCGCUGCCGACCCACUCGGUCUCGGGCAGCAACAGCGGCAGCAGCGCGUCGUCGGUCGAUCAGAAGACCGGCGCCGUCAAGCCGCCCGAUGGUGCCAUGGCGAUCGUGUUCACCGAUGUCACGCGCGCCGCAUCGCUGUGGGAGUUUGACUCGGAGGCCAUGCUGCGCGCGAUGGUGCUCCACAACGAGCUCCUGCGGGCGCUCUUGGUCAAGCACCACGGCUACGAGGUCCGCUUUUCAGGCGGCGGCGGCGGCGGCAAGAAUGGCAAUGCGGCGGUUGGUGGUGGCAACAGCGGCGAGGGCUCGUUUUGCGUGGCGUUCGGCGACGCGGCGCGCGCGGUGGAGUGGUGCAUGGAGGCGCAGCAGGCGCUACUGGGCGUGGAGUGGCCCGAGGCGCUGGUGGCCCACCCGGGCGCGGCGGAAGAGUGGGGCGACGUGGACGAUCGGCUCAUCUUCAAGGGCCUCCGGGUGCGCAUGGGCGUCCACUUCGGCGAGCCGCGGCGGCUGCGCGACGCCGUGACCCGGCGGGUGGAGUACCACGGCUCGGUAGUCAACAUCGCGGCCCACCUCACCACCAUCACCCACGGCGGCCAGGUGCUGGUGACGCGCGAGGUGUACGAAAAGUUGAGGGGCUCCGAGCUGGCGCAGGAGCCGAGGCGGUUCAUCAAGCUAGGCCGAUUCGAGGCCGCCCCUUCCCCCGCUGGCGUGACCGUCUAUGAGCUCAAGAUCCGCAGCCUCGAGGCCCGAUUCUUCGGCGGCGUCGCACCGGCCAGCGAAGGCACCCGGAGCACCCAGAGCGGCGGCAAGUCGCACGGCAGCGGCAGCCAUAGCGACAGCGACGGCGAGCAGGAGCUGGGCACCAUGGUGGGCGAGGGCCUCAAGUACAAGGAGGACACUUUCCUGACGUCGGCCAACCUGUGCCGCUGGGUGAUCGACUUCCACGAGGUGCAGCUGGGCAAGCAGGUGGGCAUGGGCUCAUACGGCGUGGUCUACCGCGGCCGGUGGAAGGGCGUCGAGGUGGCCGUCAAGCGGUUCAUCAACCAGAAGCUCGACGAGCGGCGGCUGCUCGAGUUCCGGUCGGAAAUGGCCUUCCUCUCCGAGCUCCAUCACCCCAACAUCGUCCUCUUCAUCGGAGCGUGCUUGAAGAGGCCCAACAUGUGCAUCCUGACCGAGUUCAUGGCGUCGGGCAGCUUGGCCGACAUCCUGGGCAACGCGACGGUCAAGCUCGAGUGGAAGAAGCGGCUCAAGAUGCUGCGGAGCGCGGCGGUCGGGGUCAACUACCUCCACUCGCUCGAGCCGUGCAUUAUCCACCGCGACCUCAAGCCCUCCAACCUCCUGGUGGACGAGAACGGGAGCUUGAAGGUGGCCGACUUCGGACUGGCGCGCAUCAAGGAGGACAACAUGACGAUGACGCGCUGCGGCACGCCCUGCUGGACGGCGCCCGAAGUCAUCAAGGGCGAGAAGUACAGCGAGAAGGCCGAUGUCUACAGCUUCGGCAUAAUCAUGUGGGAGGUCAUCACCCGCAAGCAGCCCUUCGCCGGGCGCAACUUCAUGGGCGUGUCGCUGGACGUGCUCGAGGGCCGGCGGCCGCAGAUCCCCGGCGACUGCCCCGAGGCCGUGGCCAAGAUGGUGAAGAAGUGCUGGCACGAGAAGCCGCACAAGCGGCCGUCCAUGGAGGAGCUGGUGACCUUCUUCGACGGCCUGCUUGGUAGCGACCACGCCGACACCCUCGCCUAA
Molecule: messenger RNA, 2349 nt
Organism: Acanthamoeba castellanii str. Neff
Lineage: Eukaryota; Discosea; Longamoebia; Acanthamoebidae
Product: serine/threonine protein kinase
Exons: 6
Coding region: 1-2349 (782 amino acids)
Biological process (GO): protein phosphorylation; cyclic nucleotide biosynthetic process; intracellular signal transduction
Molecular function (GO): protein kinase activity; ATP binding
Source: RefSeq, a predicted model, not a curated record